Messenger RNA from Maudiozyma saulgeensis, 1326 nucleotides. Lineage: Eukaryota; Fungi; Ascomycota; Saccharomycetes; Saccharomycetales; Saccharomycetaceae. The record is from the annotation of a GenBank genome assembly.
AUGUUCUUGAUACAGAAACGACUAAUUUGUCAAAGAGUCAUAACUCGGUGUUAUUCAUUUGAUUAUAAAUCCUAUAUUCAAAGGAGGCGAUUAAAAAAAAAUUAUAAUAAAGAUAUUAAGAUGACUACACCACAUGUACAUCCAUUUAGAAGAGUGGAAUCUACACAAUCAAUAAUUCAUAUGCAUCGUCAACCAUUUAAUGUAACAGUUAUUGGUUCUGGUAAUUGGGGUACAACUAUUGCAAAAGUUGUUGCUGAAAAUACUGUACAAAAUCCACAUCUUUUUGCAAAAGAUGUGAAUAUGUGGGUAUUUGAAGAAAAUAUUGAUGGUGAAAAAUUAACAGAAAUAAUUAAUACAAGACACCAAAAUGUUAAAUAUUUACCUGGAAUUGAUUUACCACAUAAUUUAAUUGCAAAUCCCUCUUUACUUGAUUCUGUUAAAGAUGCUGAUAUUCUUGUAUUUAAUGUACCACAUCAAUUUUUACCAAAAAUUGUUUCACAAUUAAAAGGUCACAUUUCAAAAAAUGUACGUGCAAUUUCAUGUUUAAAAGGUUUUGAAGUUGGUGCAAAAGGUGUUCAAUUAUUAUCAUCAUAUAUUAAAGAUGAAUUAGAUAUUCAAUGUGGUGCUUUAUCAGGUGCAAAUUUAGCACCAGAAGUUGCUAAAGAACAUUGGUCAGAAACUACAGUCGCUUAUCAAUUACCUGAAGAUUUUAAAGGUGAAGGUUUAGAUGUUGAUCAUAAAGUAUUGAAAAUGUUGUUUCAUAGACCAUAUUUCCAUGUAAAUGUUAUUGAUGAUGUUGCAGGUAUUUCAAUUGCAGGUGCAUUAAAAAAUGUUGUUGCAUUAGCUUGUGGAUUUGUUGAAGGUCUUGGUUGGGGUAAUAAUGCAGCAGCAGCUAUUCAAAGAGUUGGACUUGGUGAAAUUAUUAAGUUUGGUCAAAUGUUUUUCCCAGAAUCUCGUGUUGAAACUUAUUAUCAAGAAUCUGCUGGUGUUGCAGAUUUAAUUACAACAUGUUCAGGUGGUAGAAAUGUUAAAGUUGCUAAAUAUAUGGCAACAAAACAUGUUGAUGCAUUUGAAGCUGAAAGAGUUUUAUUAAAUGGUCAAUCUGCACAAGGUGUUAUUACAUGUAAAGAAGUUCAUGAAUGGUUAGCUACAUGUGAAUUAACAGAAGAUUUCCCAUUAUUUGAAGCAGUUUUUCAAAUUGUUUACAAUAAGAUGCCAAUGGAUCAAAUUCCAGAAAUGAUUGAUGAAUUGGAACCAUUUGAAGUUGAAGAAGAUGAUGAAGAACCUCCUGCUACUAAUACAAAUACAACAACUGUGAGAUCAUAA